GUCUUCUACAACUUAUGCCAAAAAACGACGACGUUUUAGAUAUAGAUGACACACCAUUGAACUUUGAUCCUUUGAAUCUUCAUCUUCUCUCUUUUCUCAGUCUCUCGUCCUCUGGUAAACCAUGCUCAGAACAACGGCUUCCCCAAUUUUCUCGUCCUUUACAGCUAAACCCAGAACCUCGAGGUUAAUUUUCAAAGCUUUCAACGUCCUUCUCGAAGAUACCCCACCAAGUGCUCGACGAAAUGCGUCAACGAAUCUAACAACCUUACACCAAGGCCCUCCAACCUCAGCCUACGUCCACCUCCCCUUCUGCCGCAAACGCUGCCACUACUGCGACUUCCCCAUCAUUGCUCUAGGCUCCUCCUCUGCUUCAAACACUCUCCACGAGGAAAAAAGACAAGAAGAAGACGACGACCCACGUAUCAGAAACUACGUGAACUUGCUCGUCAGAGAGAUAAACGCGACAAGAACAGGUUUCGACGCGAACCCGAAUCUAAAGACAGUGUUUUUCGGGGGAGGCACGCCUUCUCUCGUCCCUCCGAAGCUUGUCUCUUUGGUCCUCGAAACGCUGAGUUCGAGUUUCGGGCUGUGUCCUGAUGCUGAGAUAUCGAUGGAGAUGGAUCCAGGAACGUUUGGCGGUGAGAAACUAAAGGAGUUGAUGGAUUUGGGAGUGAACAGAGUGUCUUUAGGAGUUCAAGCGUUUCAAGAUGAGCUUUUGAGAGCUUGUGGUAGAGCUCACGGUGUCUCUGAAGUGUACGAGGCGAUAGAGAUUGUUAAGUCAUGUGGAGUUGGGAAUUGGAGUAUGGAUCUUAUAUCUUCUCUGCCUCACCAGACGUUGGAGAUGUGGGAAGAGAGUUUGAGAUUAGCUAUUGAGUCUCAGCCAAGUCAUGUCUCUGUGUAUGAUCUGCAAGUGGAACAAGGCACCAAGUUUGGAAACGUGUACACUCCAGGCCAGUCUCCUCUUCCUUCAGAAACACAAUCAGCAGAGUUUUAUAAAACAGCAUCAUCGAUGCUCCGUGGUGCAGGUUAUGAUCAUUAUGAAGUCAGCAGUUACUCAAAAGACGGGUUCAAGUGCAAACACAACUUGAUAUACUGGAAGAACAAGCCCUUCUAUGCUUUCGGUUUGGGUUCAGCUAGUUACGUUGGAGGGCUGAGGUUUUCAAGGCCAAGGAGGCUUAAGGAAUACACAAACUACGUCGCUGACUUGGAGAAUGGUGCAGCCAACUGGUGUGGAGACGGUAGUGUUGAUCUCAAGGAUGUUGCCACAGAUAUUAUAAUGCUGUCUUUCAGAACAUCUAAAGGGCUCGAACUCAAGGAGUUUGGAGAGGCUUUUGGGAGAAAGGUAGUGAAGUCGAUCUGUAAAGUGUAUGAGCCUUAUGUGGAGAGUGGGCAUAUUGUUUGUUUGGAUGGUAUGAGAAGAGAAGUAGUGAGUGAUGAAUUCAAAAAGUUAGUUGGAAAUGAUGAAGUGAAGAUUGAAGACCAUGUGAGAUACCUUACGUUGAGAGAUCCAGAUGGUUUCCUCCUCUCUAAUGAGUUGAUAUCUUUAGCGUUUGGUGUCAUAUUUCCUUGAGUUGAUAACAUUGAAAGGUUGUUUUGUACAACCCUUAGUAACACAGAUUGUGUGUGAAACUGGAUAUUGUCAUUCAUAGU
Molecule: messenger RNA, 1650 nt
Organism: Brassica oleracea var. oleracea
Lineage: Eukaryota; Viridiplantae; Streptophyta; Magnoliopsida; Brassicales; Brassicaceae
Product: oxygen-independent coproporphyrinogen-III oxidase-like protein sll1917
Exons: 2
Coding region: 122-1570 (482 amino acids)
Biological process (GO): porphyrin-containing compound biosynthetic process
Cellular component (GO): cytoplasm
Molecular function (GO): coproporphyrinogen oxidase activity; 4 iron, 4 sulfur cluster binding
Source: RefSeq, a predicted model, not a curated record